This is a messenger RNA of Caenorhabditis angaria, 1631 nucleotides long. Lineage: Eukaryota; Metazoa; Nematoda; Chromadorea; Rhabditida; Rhabditidae. The record is from the annotation of a GenBank genome assembly.
AUGCCACCAAUGGCUGCCGCUGCUGUUGAGAAAAUGGAGGUUGAUGAAAAAGAAGCCAGAAGUUGUAGCAGAACCACCAAAAGAUGUGAAUGCUAUUGCAGUCGAAAAUAUCAGAGAACAAUUGUCUUUGUUGGAUAAAGCUGAGGCUCAUUUGAUUGGCAGAGUUUUACAAACUAUCCCAAAGUUCCGGAAAACUUUGAAUAACCAAGUGUUAAACAAACUCGUUCUUACUCAAAUCAGCCAUAACGCAAUUUUCGCAGAACAAGUUUUGAAAUAUGUACCAUACACUGCUCCACCAACUCCAAUUGUUGUGGAUAACACUCCUCAACCAAUGGAUACAACACCAUCAAAACCAUCCAAAGCUUAUAAGAAAUCAUUGAAGCCAAUCUAUUCAAGCACCGAAUCAGACAGUUUCUUGCGACUUUUGAUCAUUAUUCAUUUGUACUCGCAAAACAAAUAUGCUGAGGCUUUAGAGCUUUGCGAUUUGCAAAUUAAGAUCUGUAAGUGCAUUUCUUGAUGAAAGUUAGGAAUUCUUCAUUGUUUCAGGCGACAAACAAGACAAACGCAAUUUGGAUCAUUUCGCAGCUAAAACAAUCUAUUAUCUUUGUGUGAUUUAUGAAAAACAAGGAAGACUUUUCGAACUUCAAGGAUUCCUCAAUUCUCGUUUGAGAACUGCAACUCUCCGUCAUUUCACAGAAUCACAAGCUGUUUUAAUCUACUCACUUCUUCGUUGUUAUUUGAUCAAUCGUCAAUAUCAAUCAGCAGCUCAUCUUGUCUCAAAAGUUGCUUUCCCAGAAAACGCAUCAAACAAUGAUUUGGCUCGCUACAUGUAUUAUCAAGGACGUAUAAAAGCUCUUCAAUUGGAUUAUACCGCCGCUGCUGGAUAUUUUCUUCAAGCUCAACGAAAAGCGCCACAAGAAGGAGCGAUUGGAUUCAAACAAACUGUUCAAAAAUGGGUUGUUGUUAUUAGUUUGUUGCAAGGAGAAAUUCCAGAAAGAAAUGUUUUCCGUCAACCAAUUUAUCGCAAAUGUUUGGCCGCCUAUUUGGAUUUGACACAUGCUGUUAGAUUGGGAGAUAUUGUGAGAUUUAAUAAAGUUUUGGAACAAUCAGCCAAAGUUGUAAGUUUUCCUCUAAAUUGAUUUCGCUUUUAUAUAUAUAUUUUUGAAAAUUUUCAGUUUGAAGCUGAUGAUACUUUGACUUUGAUUGUCCGACUUCGUCAAAAUGUUAUCAAAACUGCAAUCAAACAAAUUUCAUUGGCUUAUUCAAAAAUCUUUAUCAAAGAUAUUGCCAAGAAGUUAUUGAUGGAUAAUGAAACCGAAACUGAAUAUAUUGUUGCAAAAUCAAUUGCUGACGGUGCAAUUGAUGCUGUUAUCACAAGCGAAACAAAAGACAGUCCAAGAUAUAUGCAAAGUAGUGAAACUGCGGAUAUUUAUCGAACUGCUGAACCACAAGGACAUUUCGAUUCGAGAAUUCGCUAUUGUCUUGAAUUGCACAAUCAAGCGGUUAAAGCAUUGAGAUAUCCACCAAAAAACAAGAUAUCUUUCGAAAAUAUUGAACAGCAACGUGAAAGAGAACAACAAGAACUUGAAUUGGCAAAAGAAUUGGCCGAAGAUGAUGAUGAGGAUUUCUAA